UCCUCAUUCACAUCUUUUUCAUCAUCUCUCUUCCUUUAUUUCCUCAAACAUUCUUAACUUCAUUCUUGUCUUCUACUUUCAAGUUUUAACUGUUCAAAUUAUGGCACAGUUUCAUGUUUUGGCUGUUGAUGAUAGUGUUAUUGAUAGAAUGUUGAUUGAAAGACUCCUCAAAACCUCUUCAUUUCAUGUUACUGUGGUUGAUUCUGGAAGUAAGGCUUUGAAGUUUCUUGGUUUAGUUGAAGAUGAGAUGAGGAGUGAAAAGGUUUCAUCUAUUGCUACGGAAACAGAUCAGGUUGUGGAAGUGAAUCUGAUUAUAACUGAUUAUUGUAUGCCAGGAAUGACAGGCUAUGAUCUGCUGAGAAAAAUCAAGGAAUCUAAUUCUCUUAAAGACAUACCAGUUGUGAUUAUGUCAUCAGAAAAUGUUCCAUCAAGAAUCAACAGAUGCUUAGAAGAAGGAGCUGAAGAGUUUUUUCUGAAACCAGUUCAACAAUCAGAUGUAAACAAGCUGAAACCACAUUUGUUGAAGACAAAAGUUAAGAAUGUUGAUGACCAAACCAACAACAUAGGAAGGAUAGAGAACAAUAAAAGAUGUUACAUUCAAAAUUAAUGAUGGUUACUUAGAUAGUGCUUGACAUUUAAAUCUUCUCUUUCUCACCAACAUAAAUUAGUGAGAAGAGUAUGCUGAUGAAUAGGUCAUUAGUAGCUUAACUGAAGAGAAAUUUUUAUUGAAUUUUUGGUCUGACUAAUUUUAGAUUUUUUCUAGCUAAUGUUUAUCUUUAUUUUUUUGUGUGUAAGCAAUAUGGAAUUAAAACGAUAACUAAGGUUCUCAAAACCUGUUUACACGACAAGGCGGAAACAACAACAAAAAUCGUCAAAACAAGAAAUUACAAAUCAAAUAGAGUUAUAAGAGGAAAAACAAAUUAUCUUUGUUAAACUCAUAAAAACUUUAAAUUGGGUGCGUAAUUUCUCCGAUGAACGACCACUUUUAUAAAAAAGACUUGAUAUUCUAAACCGUAUUAUCACCAACUCAACCUUCAUUGCGGAAGCAAAUACCUUAGCUUCCUAGUUAACCAAAAUAUCCACAAAAUAACUAACCAUACCUCGCUACAUUUUAUUUUAGUGUCAUAGGAUUGAAAACAUCAUAG
Molecule: messenger RNA, 1145 nt
Organism: Vicia villosa (hairy vetch)
Lineage: Eukaryota; Viridiplantae; Streptophyta; Magnoliopsida; Fabales; Fabaceae
Product: two-component response regulator ORR9-like
Exons: 5
Coding region: 101-607 (168 amino acids)
Biological process (GO): phosphorelay signal transduction system; cytokinin-activated signaling pathway
Source: RefSeq, a predicted model, not a curated record